GCGGCAGAUGUUUGUAUCCAAAAUGGCCGUUGAAUAGAAAAAUUAGUGACCCGUGUCCUUUUUGAGGUGUUUUCUUUUUGUGAAUUUUUCUACAAAAAAUGACAAAAACUAAAGAAAAUCAGCUUACCGGCGUUUUAACGGACUUGCCUACCCUGAAGCGCAAAAGACAAUCUGAAGGAUAUUUGGGAUCCGUCGCGGAAAUUUCUACGGAUACAAAAACUUGUUUCACAAAUUCUGCCUUCAGUUCUACACCCAAGAAAAUUGUGGCUCGCAGGCGCACGGCUAAUGCGCUAAGGAACAAUUGUAUGCAAGACCCUUGCUUGGAAGUCAAAUCGAUUGCAGAUAUAAUACAGUCAAAUUGCUUUGUAAACGCCGCAUUAAAUCUACGAUCACAAGAUGCAUCUUCUACGCGUAACCCUUUUGAGAUCCAACGUUGUACCAAUGUUCAGCCCAUUACUGCUGUUGUUGGUGUCGAAAAUCGCGGUCUAGAUGACGGCCCAGCGGUGCCCACUGACUUAAAAAUAGUUUUACCAUUUAAGCCUACUUUGGGCUGCCGCAUCGACUUUUCAAACAUACCCAUUGAACAAUUAACUCCUACCAAACUGCUAGCAGAUAAGCUUGUAUUUUCUCCGGUUCUAGCGGUACCGAAGCGUUCACUGGAUUCGGCAAGCGAAGAGAGUAGCAUGGAUAUUGGAAAAGAAUUGGAUCGUUACCAGCUUGAGUUGGAAAACAGUAUCAACGAGGCAAAAAUGCGCAAAACCAAUGGUACAUGCAUGGAUUCCCAAACGAGCGAAUUAACUUUACAAGUAGAUGUGGAACAAAAAAUAACUUUUACACAAAGAUUGGCAGAGAUAGUUGAAGAAGAUGAAGAGAAGGAAAAUGAGAGUUUCAAAGACGAGAUUAUAAAAACUACUACAACCGAGGAGUUUACAAUUCAGUCACAUGAUACAGAAAUAUCUGGAAAAGCACAAAUCGAACAUGUUAAUGAUGAAUUAAAAACUGAAGAUGUUGCCUAUGCGUCUGAUUCUGAUGAUGAAGAGAUAGAUUUCAGAGUCCCUGCACCGUUUGUGCGCGCCUACCAUCGCAUUAAUCCACAAGAUGCAACUGGCAGCAAAGAGUCGCUACAUUCCACUGGCUCAAGUAACUCGGCGACAGACCAUAAAAAAUCAUUAAAUGUACGAAACAUAAUACGUAAGUCUCUAAGAAAACUGAUGCAUCCAAACAAGCAUGAUGACAUAGCAGAGAAAAAAUCGGUUGAAAAGCAGCAGCACCUUUUGCAAAAUGAAGAAGUAGAAACAAAAGAAAAGCAACCACACAUUGGUGCAUAUAAAUUUAUUCGUAAUAGCUUGCGACGCAAAGCGGCGCCCAAAACGACAAUUUGCACAGAAAAGGCGGCUGCGGUCAAAGCUGAAAUAUCCAUUAUUGAUACCAGUGAACGUAGUAUGAAACUCAAGGCGGAAUUGUUGCCGAAGGCAGAGGGAGACCGGAAACACUCAUUGCGGAGCAGUUUAAGACGAUCGACGCGCGAAAUAGGACAGCAUUUUAUGAAGACUGUGUUUCAUAAAAACCAAGAAGCCUACGAGUUCACUAAAUGAUUUAGUAUAUAAUUUACUAAAUGAUGUUUGCUGCUAUAUGUCACUGUUUUGCACCCAAAGAUAAUACUUAACCGUUUACUAAGUAAGUUUUUCUAAAUAUACAAUUUUUUAGAUUUGUUUUAAGCCACCAAACUAGCACUAUGAAAUUUCGGCAAACUGUGUUAAAUAUUGUAUUUCGUUUUUAAUAAAGAAUCGAUUUUGUAUACAUACUUUAUU
Rhagoletis pomonella (apple maggot) is the source of this 1811-nucleotide messenger RNA. RefSeq lists its product as uncharacterized. The transcript is spliced from 2 exons. The record is from RefSeq and is a predicted model, not a curated record. NCBI's taxonomy places the organism in Eukaryota, Metazoa, Arthropoda, Insecta, Diptera, Tephritidae. The coding region runs from base 99 to 1595 and encodes 498 amino acids.